AUGCAUAGAAACACCCUCCAGUUUCUACAGUUUGCAGGAAUAUCUGACACAGGCCUGUCCAACGAGUUGGAUUCAGGACAUUUCACCCGAACAGUGCUCGGGGCAUCACCUCGCUCUGUUUAUCGCCUCACUCCUGUCCCCAUCCUUAUUGCCCAUCCUUGUGUGGGCGGAGGGCCGCGCUGCACUAACAAUCGCUUCGUUGUAUCACUCUUCUAUGUGUCGUGCUAUGGAACACGUGAAAAAGUUGAUGAUCAACUGUGUGACAGGGAAAUUACAAAAAUCCGUAAACAAAUUGGUUCCAUGAUAAGAAGAAAUGGUGUAAGGUCGCAGCGCCAUUCAAAAAUAAGGCAUGGCGCGGCGUCCGGCGCGGGCAGGCCAGCGGAGCGCGAGCUGCGCGGGGCGUGGGUGGGCGGAGCGGGCGCGGGCGCGGCGGGCAGGGGGACGUCGACGGCGCGGUGCCCGUCCACGUCGCUCGCCGCCCGCCGCGCGCCGCCCCGGACCCAUAACAAUCUUAAUAACUGGAGUGUUCGCAUUUUGGGUCCUUCUAAAAUUAUAGUAAAAGAGGGUACUUUAGUGGAAGUCCUGCGAAGUCAAGGUUCUGACCUUGAACUCAUAAAACUUGAAGGAUGCAUCCCAUCACGCACAAGGUUACCAACAGUUUUACAUAUACUACAUCUCACACUCAAAAGAAUGACUAUGUUGCGUAUUGGACUAGAAGAUUCUGAAACAGCCUGUAUAUCUGAUUACAAAGAUGAACUAAGACAGCAGGAUGUUUUGACUAGAGCGUUCGGCUGCGCGGGGCGGCCGGCGCUGCGAGCUAACAGCUAA
Molecule: messenger RNA, 828 nt
Organism: Gryllus bimaculatus (two-spotted cricket)
Lineage: Eukaryota; Metazoa; Arthropoda; Insecta; Orthoptera; Gryllidae
Source: the annotation of a GenBank genome assembly